AUGGGUGUUGAAACAUCUGCUGCCCACGGGGAGAAUGUCUCCCCGGCGGUCGCAACUAGAGUGAACUCGAAUAUCCCCAAGGUGACCUGGCGGUCCGUGGUCAUGGCCAUGUUCGUCUCGAUGGGUGGUCUUCUGUUCGGCUAUGACACCGGUCAGAUUUCCGGUUUCGAGCAGGAGACCGACUACCUCCGUCGGUAUGGUAUGCAGAACGCUGAGGGUACCUGGUACCUGAGUGACGUCCGCUCUGGUCUGUUGACCAGUCUCCUGUCUAUUGGUACUUUGAUUGGUGCCCUCGUCGCUGCCCCCAUUGCAAACCGGGUGGGCCGUAAGUGGUCCAUCACGAUCUGGAACGUCAUCCUCAUUGUCGGGUUGGUGGUACAGAUCUCAGCUCCCUCAGGUAACUGGGUCCAGAUGGUCAUGGGCCGUUGGACCACCGGUCUGGGAGUUGGUGCCUGCUCUCUGCUUGUUCCCAUGUACAUGGGUGAGAGUGCGCCUCGUCACAUCCGUGGUGCCAUGAUCAGUACCUACCAGCUGUUCGUCACCUUCGGUAUCUUGCUUGCGUACCUGAUCAACCUGGGUACCAACACCCUGACUGGCACUGCGCAAUGGCGUAUCACCCUCGGUCUGACCUUCCUGUUCGCCCUUGCCCUCGGUGGUGGCAUGGCUUUCUUCCCCGAGUCGCCUCGUUUCGACUACCGCCAUGGUCGCGUGGACCGGGCCCGUACCACCAUGUCUAAGCUGUACGGUGUGCCGGAGAACCAUCAAGUCAUCCUUGAGGAACUGGACGAGAUCCAGAACCAGCUCGAGGCCGAGACGGGCAGCGAGAAGUGGUACGAGUUCCUCACGGCUCCUCGGAUGUUCCACCGUAUCUGCAUCGGUAUGGCCCUGCAGACUCUCCAGCAGCUGACUGGUUCCAACUACUUCUUCUACUACGGUACCACCAUCUUCAAGGGUGCCGGUCUGUCCAACAGCUUCAUUACUCAGGUCAUUUUGGGUGCGGUCAACUUUGUCUCUACCUUUGGUGGUCUGUACACCGUUGAGAACUUUGGUCGUCGCAAGUCCCUGAUUGUGGGUGCACUGUGGCUGUUCCUUUGCUUCAUGAUCUUUGCUUCGAUCGGUCACUUCGUCCUUGAUGUGGAAGACCCGGAGAAGACCCCCGCCCCGGGUAAGGGUAUGAUCUUCCUCGCGUGUAUCUACAUCGCAGGUUACGCUAUGACUUGGGCUCCUAUGGUCUGGACCAUCACUGCGGAGCUGUACCCCUCCAAGUACCGUGCCCAGGGUAUGGCUCUGGCUGUUGCCGCGAACUGGCUGUGGAACUUCCUGAUCGGUUUCUUUACCCCGUUCAUCACCAGCGCGAUCGACUUUGCCUAUGGUUAUGUGUUCGCUGGCUGCAUGUUUGUCGCUGCCUUUGUCGUCUACUUCUUCGUCAUUGAGGGCCGGGGCCGUACACUGGAGGAGCUUGACUGGAUGUACGUCAACCGAGUCAAGCCGUGGGAGAGCAGCAACUUCGAGGUGCCUCCUCUGCACUCGCACCAGUUUGAGGCGGAGCGUAAGGAGUCGGCGUUCCAUGCUGAGGAUGCGUGA
Molecule: messenger RNA, 1584 nt
Organism: Aspergillus sclerotioniger CBS 115572
Lineage: Eukaryota; Fungi; Ascomycota; Eurotiomycetes; Eurotiales; Aspergillaceae
Product: sugar porter family MFS transporter
Exons: 2
Coding region: 1-1584 (527 amino acids)
Biological process (GO): transmembrane transport; carbohydrate transport
Cellular component (GO): plasma membrane
Molecular function (GO): carbohydrate:proton symporter activity
Source: RefSeq, a predicted model, not a curated record